AUGGUCGCCAACUCCGUCUCCGCCGCCGCGUCCGGCUCGGCUCCUCAGCCGCUCGAGAAGAAGCCCAUCAAGUUUUCCAACUUGCUCUUGGGCGCCGGUCUCAACAUGUUCGAGGUCACCACCUUGGGUCAGCCCCUCGAGGUCGUCAAGACUACCAUGGCUGCCCACCGUGGCGAUGGAUUCAUGACUGCUCUUGGGCGCAUCUGGGCCCGAGGCGGCGUUCUGGGAUUCUACCAAGGUCUCAUUCCUUGGGCCUGGAUCGAAGCCUCGACCAAGGGAGCAGUGCUCCUUUUCGUCGCCUCCGAAGCUGAAUACUAUGCCCGAUCCUUCGGUGCCUCGGAGUUCGGGGGUGGCAUCGUCGGUGGUGUCACCGGAGGUGUCGCUCAGGCCUACGCCACCAUGGGCUUCUGCACCUGCAUGAAGACGACCUUUAUGGGCAUCUGGCGCGCCGAGGGUAUUCGGGGUAUCAACAAGGGUGUCAACGCCGUUGCUAUCCGUCAGAUGACCAACUGGGGCUCCCGCUUCGGUUUCUCCCGUCUCGCCGAGCAGGGCAUUCGCAACCUGACCGGCAAGGACGACAAGGAGAAGCUGGCCGCCUGGGAGAAGAUUGCCGCCUCCACCGUCGGUGGUGGUCUGAGCACCUGGAACCAGCCCAUCGAGGUCAUUCGCGUCGAGAUGCAGAGCAAGACCGACGACCCCAACCGCCCCAAGAAGAUGACUGUGGGCAACACUUUCAGGUAUAUUUAUCAGAACAACGGUAUCAAGGGUCUGUACCGCGGCGUUACCCCCGCAUCGGACUCGGCAUCUGGCAGACCGGCCAAGAGCUACAUAGAGGGAUUGACCGGCGAGAAGGUCACGGCUAAGCAUUAA
This is a messenger RNA of Parascedosporium putredinis, 870 nucleotides long. NCBI's taxonomy places the organism in Eukaryota, Fungi, Ascomycota, Sordariomycetes, Microascales, Microascaceae. The record is from the annotation of a GenBank genome assembly.